Chara braunii is the source of this 2594-nucleotide messenger RNA. The record is from the annotation of a GenBank genome assembly. NCBI's taxonomy places the organism in Eukaryota, Viridiplantae, Streptophyta, Charophyceae, Charales, Characeae.
CCCGUGGCCGAGCAAACCCACGCAAACACUCAUUACCUGCAUAAAACCGGAGAUCAUGGCAAGAGUGAAAGUCAUCAGGGAUUCCGGUAGGUUUCCACACGUCUUCCAGAUGCUUGGUUUUAGUGACUUAGCUGUACUGGCCAGGUCGUGGGACAUAGGGGAGGAAGUUUUUCAGACCGAACUAAACGAGUUAGCAGCAAGGCUGGAGGUUAGUAAGAUCGAGUAUUCCAGGGAAUGCAUAGAGUUACCCGAGAAGGUAGCAGCAAUGAAACGAACCUUUUUGAGGGCGUGGGGGUUGAGCGACUCACACGUGAGGGCACCAACCAUCCCCAGGGCGAGAAGGGAGCCGGCUGUAGCAGCACAACCUAGGCAUGCAGUCGGAUUGCAAGCUCUGGAAAUCGGAGAAGAGGAGAGGCAGGAAAUGGAACAGGUCAUUGCAGCCAUCAACGCUACAACCGCGGAAAGAAUCACCCCUCCCCGCAGAGUUAGAAGGUAUACUGCUGCCGAACCGACUGGGCAGUUCACUGCGUUUGCACCUUUAGCUUCGGAGAGGUGGGUGGAGCACACGUGCCUGGCCUACCGCCAUGGCAUUUGGAAAAUUGAUACAUUUAAUCACCUGUCGCCAAUGUCCAUAAAAGCACUGCAGUUCAUAGCCGGGGUCACAGACGAGGAGGCACUCACCUGUCAGGAGGUUGCACUAGAUGGCAGUCUGGAGCAUGCAGGUAAGCAGAGUAAGUCUAUAGAACCGGCAGAUCUUAGCUUUCCACCGAUGUCAUACCUGGACCGGGAUAAGUGUGGGGACACCCCGUCGGUGUGUUGGCAGAAAGGCAUCAAACAGCCACCUAACUUGCAGCUUAGAAGCCUACGAAAAGAACCGAGAGUGGAGCCAAUAACCACCGGGGAGAUGGUACGACUCCCGAUUGGAAGGAAGAAAUGGGUCAGAGAACGGGUAGAGAGAACGAUGUGCUUGCACAUGAGAUACUCCAGCCAUAUCAUGAAGGCAUUCAGCAUCCGAAAGCUGGUGAAGGAAAUGCUGGAGAGGGUGGUAGGAGAGGACGCUAAGAAUUGGCAGGAUGAUGUCAUGUUUGGAUGGACCUACAAUGAUGCCAUUGCCGCCAAACUCUGCAGACCGUAUGACGUGUUCAAAGACUUCGACCUCGACUACUGGCUCAGCAACUACAAGGAGGAGGAAUGCCACUGCAACGCAGGAAGGAAUGCGCAAUUUCGUAACAACAACACGCUCCUGCUGAAACCAGACGCCGCCUGUCCCCACGUCAUUACACUUGACACCGCAAUCACGUCCAACAACACCUUGAGAGCAAUAAUGGGACGGGGAUUAAACCACAUCCCAAUUAAGGCCAUGGACAUAAACGAAGCACUAACGGAGGUUGAUGCACUGCUUGACAGGCUGUUCGAGAAGCAUAAAGAAAUUGCGGACCUGCAUGACUGGAGGGACAGGAGCACCAGUGACUCAGUCAGAGUGCGAAUAACCGGCAAAGGAAAGAUGUUUCCGUCAUGGACGCACCCCGGGACAGCAGCGGAGGACGGGUCCAUCAUGUUCGAUGAAGAUGACAUCGUGUGGGUAUCAGAAUGGUGUCUGACUAACAAUUGGGUUCGAAUGGGUGCAUAUGCGUGGAGGCAAGUGCUGGGAAUUCCAAUCGGCCUAGCUUGCUCACCGAUCUGGUGUGACCUUUACUUCUUUAAAUACGAGUUUGCAGCAAUCAUGGGGAUGGUAUCUAGGCAGCAAUUCGAACUGGUGCAAUGCUUCAGGGAUACCUUCAGGUACGUCGACGAUGUAGUUGCUCUCAACAACACCAUCAUUGCGGAAUGCAUGCAAGGCAGAGUUCAAGGGGAGGGCGUAACGGGCGGAGUACAGCCCAUCUAUCCUGUGCAGUUCAUCGAGGUAGUGGAGAACACCAUGGUAAUAGACGGCGAGCAAGGGAGGAUUGCCAACUUCCUGAACAUGACCAUUUUCGUGAACUCCGAGGAAGAGGGCACGUUUUCUACCACGAAGCAUGACAAGAAUGUAGGACUCGGAUUUCAACCUAUCCGAUUCAUGCGUUACAAGUCAAACAGGAGCGUGGCCCAGUCGUUGCAGAUCAUCACGGCUCAGACUGCGCUCAUACUAGUCCUCUACACUGAUCCGCUAGACGUGGCUGAUGAACUCUUCAAAGCGGUCUCGAUCAUGGCUAACAACGAAUUUGAUGAAGGGAGGUGCUGGGCAGUGGUGAAGAAGGUCCUUGCGCACCCGGAAAGGUAUAAACCAGGCAGGACCCCAAGUGGCAGAGUGAAGGAAGCGAUCAAAAUUAGAUUUGGCGUGAACUAACUGAGUGCUGAUGUGUAUGUGUAGUCAACAUGUGUGUGUGCGCGCGUGUGUGUGGUGACCGAAGGGGCGAGCCAGCUGGGAAGCUAAUCCCCUCGGGCACCAGUACUUCCAGUUUGGCCAACCCCCUCGAAGGGAAAGGGGUGGGGCACACACACACACACACACACACACACACACACACACACACACACACGCUCACACGAUGAGAGACAGAAGAAGAGCGGCAGGAGGCGGAUGGACCCAGCAGAACUAGGAGCCCAAGGGCCGA